AUGGAAGAUCAUUCACAAUAAGGAUAAGACUAAAUAGAUACUUCAGAAGAUUAAAAAUACUAUAGUGAGAUUUUAAGUAAAUUGAAGAAGAUAGACCCAAAGAAACUGAAUGUUGUUUUAACUUUAGGAGGCUCUUUCUAUCCUAUUCACUUGAAUCAUCUAAAAACUAUUGAAUGCGCUCAAAGAUAGAUCCAGGUAAUGAGACCUGAUAUAAACAUCAUAGGUCUCUUCUUAAUUCCGACUUAGAUAGAAUGCUUAGCUAAAAAGUUGAAUGUUAAGCAAAAGGAGUUAAGAGAUAUUGAUAUUCACAGAUUAAAGAUGUGCUAAAUUAUUGUCUAAGAUCAUCCAGAUAUCAUGAUUUAUAGCUACCUGUAUAACUAAUCGACAAAUAAAGGACUAGCUGUGGCUACUCUUCGUCUUUAAGAUACUUUGAAUAAAUACUUUAGGUUAUGCCAAAUGUAGAAGUAAGAUCAAAUUUAAGCUAUCACAGUUACAGGUAUUGAUAAAUUUGAACUACUUGCAAGAAAAUCUAAAAAUGGCCCUAUUGUUUUUGUUGAGAACAGACCUAGCUAAAAUAUUAGCAUUCAUCCUUAAUAAAUAAUAGAAAAAAAUAAGCUUCAGAAGUAUUAGUAGAAUAUUAUUAUAAUAGAAGAUAAAGAAAACUCACAAGAAAUGAGUUCUACUUUAGUAAGACAGCUUUGCAACUCUGGCUAAGACUUUUCAGCAUACACUGGGGCUGAUUUAUACAAUUAUCACCUAUAAAAUAACAUCAAGUAUGUAAACGCAAAUGUUUUAAAAGAAGAGAAGAUAGAAGAAAAAAUCGUCUUGGAUAUCCCUAAUUUAGAGGAUAUAAUUAAAUUUAGCUAUGAUUCAAUUAAGUAUGAAGAAAUUACAGACUUAGAUUUUACUUAAUAGCUUGGAUUUGGAGUUUAAGCAUCCGUUCACAAAGCUACCUAUAAAGGUAGGCCAGUAGCUGUUAAGGUUUACUCACUAGAGAAGGAAAAAUCUUAGAAAAUUAAAUGCUUUUUAAGGGAAUUGAGAGCUUUAAUUUUAAGUAGGCACCCAAAUGUAGUACAUCUAUAUGGAGUUGGACAGUAUAAACACUUGUUUUAUUUAGUCUUAGAACUUACUUCAAACUAAAAUGUUUUGGAUUUCAUCUGUAGAAAUAGAAAGAAUUGGGAUCAAAAACCAUUUAACAACGAAUUUAUCAGGGCUUUAAGUGAACUUUCUUUAGGCUUACAUUAGAUGUCUGUUUCUGGGAUCCUGCACAGAGAUAUUCAAACAAAAAACAUUCUAAUUAGCCAUUCAGAUCAAAACUUUGAUUAUUAAAAUCUUACUCAGUUAGAUAAAAACUGCACCUUAAAAAUCUGUGAUUUUGGUUUGAGUGCGAUUGAAGAAGAUAAGGAUUCUAUUGUUAGAGGUAGUACAAGACAUUACUCUCCAGAAUCCAUGGAAGAUAAAAGGAAUUAUUAUCCUCAAAGCGAUGUUUACAUGCUUGGAAACUCUAUUUGGGAAAUGGUAUAUACUAAAAUUAUAUUUACUCAUUCUAAUGUAGGUGAAGUGCAUAAAACAGUUAUUUCAGGAGAAAGAGAAGAAUUUGAUGACAAAUGCCCACCAGAAAUCUAGAGCGUUAUUGAAAAAUGUUGGAAACAUAACUAUCUAGAAAGACCCUCCUUUUUAGAAAUAUCUAAUGACUUAAAGCAAAUUUAUAUGUAAAAUUUAGAAUCUGAAAAACAUAAUUAAGAUAUCAAGUAACCAAUUUAGCUAGAUGAUUAGCCAAAUUAAUUAAAUAUUUAAUAAAGCACAAAUUGA
Molecule: messenger RNA, 1812 nt
Organism: Tetrahymena thermophila SB210
Lineage: Eukaryota; Ciliophora; Oligohymenophorea; Hymenostomatida; Tetrahymenidae
Product: protein kinase
Exons: 3
Biological process (GO): protein phosphorylation
Molecular function (GO): ATP binding; protein kinase activity
Source: RefSeq, a predicted model, not a curated record